This is a messenger RNA of Sinocyclocheilus rhinocerous, 2476 nucleotides long. Its product is annotated as glutamate receptor ionotropic, kainate 1-like. The coding region runs from base 272 to 2476 and encodes 734 amino acids. Gene Ontology annotation, biological process: monoatomic ion transport. The transcript is spliced from 16 exons. The record is from RefSeq and is a predicted model, not a curated record. Lineage: Eukaryota; Metazoa; Chordata; Actinopteri; Cypriniformes; Cyprinidae. Gene Ontology annotation, cellular component: membrane. Gene Ontology annotation, molecular function: signaling receptor activity; ligand-gated monoatomic ion channel activity.
AUAAACGGGUAUUUAAUCCGCUGGCAGAUGUGCGUUUCUAUCAGAGCUCCGGCACAAGAUUUAAUCAUUUCCUCGGUGUACCAAAGAGCAAAGACGUUGUCGAGGUCGACUGCUGCCAGAUUUGAAGUUAAUCUUCACAACGGACCCAUGUUUGCGCACAGUUGAGCCCGUGCGCUCUCGGUCUCUCGGUACCGUUAUGUCCUGGGAGCACCGCGGGAGGGAUGCUCAUUCACGGUGACUUAUUCUGGAAAGUGAUGCCCAGUUAGCACCUAUGGAUGUGAGGAUGGGUGACUCCCACCAGUACGAGUGCAGCAUGCUGAAGGGGACAGGUGUGAGCUUCAUCCUGCUGUGUCUGAUGGCAGAGGUCAGUCUCAGCGCGCAGCAGGUCUUGAGAAUCGGUGGGAUUUUCGAGACACUUGAGAAUGAACCGAUUAGCGUGGAAGAACUUGCCUUCAAAUUCGCUGUAACCAACAUUAACAGAAACAGAACUUUAAUGCCCAACACCACCCUCACCUACGACAUCCAGAGAAUCAACCUGUUCGACAGCUUCGAGGCCUCCAGACGAGCCUGUGAUCAGCUGGCUCUCGGUGUGGCCGCCGUGUUCGGCCCGUCCCACAGUUCUUCAGUGAGUGCAGUCCAGUCCAUCUGCAACGCUCUGGAGGUUCCUCACAUCCAGACCCGCUGGAAACACCCAUCUGUGGACAACAAGGACAGUUUCUACAUCAACCUGUACCCAGAUUACGCCUCCAUCAGCCGCGCCGUGCUCGACAUCGUGCAGUUCUACAAAUGGAAAGCAGUGACGGUGGUGUACGAGGAUGCAACAGGGCUAAUUCGUCUUCAGGAGUUGAUCAAGGCUCCGUCACGCUACAGCAUCAAAAUCAAAAUCCGACAGUUACCGAUGGGAAGUAAAGAUGCUCGGCCGCUUCUUAAAGAAAUGAAGAAGGGGAAAGAGUUUUGUGUCAUCUUUGACUGCUCAUACCAGACUGCAGCAGACGUCCUCAAACAGCUCUUGUCUAUGGGCAUGAUGACUGAAUAUUACCAUUUCUUCUUUACCACUCUGGAUCUGUUUGCAUUGGACCUGGAGCCGUACCGAUACAGUGGCGUGAACAUGACGGGUUUCCGUCUGCUCAACAUCGACAACACUCAUGUGGCGUCAGUGGUGGAGAAAUGGUCCAUGGAGCGACUGCAGGCUCCACCCAAACCCGAGACCGGCCUGCUGGACGGAAUGAUGACAUCUGAAGCAGCGCUGAUGUAUGACGCUGUGUAUAUGGUCGCUGCUGCGUCCCAGCGAGCGUCUCAGGUCACCGUCAGCUCACUGCAGUGUCACCGACACAAACCCUGGCGCUUCGGCUCACGAUUCAUCAGCAUGCUCAAAGAGGCUCAGUUGAACGGACUGACCGGACAGAUCAUCAUAAACAAGACAGACGGCCUGAGGAAAGACUUCGACCUCGACAUCAUCAGUCUGAAAGAGGACGGGAUGGAAAAGCAGUUUAUGGAAAGUGGUCGUUUUAACAAAGUAUGGAAGAAGAUCGGUGUGUGGAACUCAAACACUGGCCUUAACCUGACAGACAGCAACAAAGACAAAAACACCAACGUCACCGACUCCAUGGCCAACCGCACGCUCAUCGUCACCACAAUUCUGGAAAACCCAUAUGUGAUGUACAAGAAGUCAGAUAAGCCUCUGUAUGGGAACGAUCGGUUUGAAGGCUACUGUUUGGAUCUCCUGAAGGAGUUGUCCAACAUCCUAGGCUUUUCCUAUGAAGUCAAACUGGUGUCUGAUGGGAAAUAUGGAGCUCAGAAUGACAAAGGAGAGUGGAACGGCAUGGUCCGAGAGCUGAUCGAUCAUGUGGCAGAUUUGGCCGUGGCGCCGCUCACCAUCACUUACGUGCGAGAGAAAGUCAUCGAUUUUUCCAAGCCCUUCAUGACUCUGGGAAUCUCUAUACUCUACCACAAACCCAAUGGCACCAAUCCAGGCGUCUUCUCCUUCCUGAACCCCCUCUCUCCGGACAUCUGGAUGUAUGUGCUGCUGGCCUGCCUCGGGGUCAGCUGUGUGCUGUUCGUCAUUGCCAGGUUCACCCCGUAUGAAUGGUACAACCCUCAUCCCUGCAACCCUGAUCCAGAUGUUGUUGAGAACAACUUCACCUUAAUCAACAGCGUUUGGUUUGGUGUUGGAGCUCUUAUGCAGCAAGGAUCGGAGUUGAUGCCCAAGGCUUUGUCCACCAGGAUUGUUGGAGGUAUCUGGUGGUUCUUCACCCUCAUCAUCAUCUCGUCCUACACGGCUAACCUGGCUGCCUUCCUCACCGUGGAGCGAAUGGAUUCGCCCAUAGACUCGGCCGAUGAUCUGGCCAAGCAGACCAAGAUUGAGUAUGGUGCUGUGAGGGACGGGUCUACUAUGACUUUCUUUAAGAAAACAAUAGUUUUGGCUCUUAAUUCUGAUUAUGAAAUGAUAGUUAUGGUCCUGGAUGCUGACUGGUGA